AAACAAGUAAGGUUUUCCUUUCUAUCCCCAAACCUACCAUCCUCCAGGCUGGAGCCACCUCCCCUGAAGACUAAGUAGACUAUCGCGCGAGAUCGUUGGGAAACAAGGAAGACAAUAUCUCAGCUUCUAAUCGCGAACGACCCGCCGGUUUCUUGCCUUCUGUUCCCUUGUCUGCACCACAAUGUGUCACGACAUUAUCUGGGUUUACGCCUGUGAUUGCGAAGAAGCAAACAGAACCUUCGUGCAAUGCGUUCCUCGCCGCGGAACAAACGGAAAAUGCGAGCUGUUCGAUCCUCCCGUGUACGAACGUGUCAACAACCCAUGCCGCAAUCAUUGUGUGCCUUUUUGUGACUAGGUCAGCUGGAGAGAAGGCGAUGAGGAUCAGGACUGGCAGUGUGGAAGUGGAGUGAGGAGUGGGUGGGAAGGGAUGACUAGGCUGAGGAAAUGCUGUGGUUAUGAUUCUGUCAAUCAUAUUUCCUGAAAUUGAAGUGAAAAUGCCUGAUAUCGUUGAU
Molecule: messenger RNA, 512 nt
Organism: Aspergillus steynii IBT 23096
Lineage: Eukaryota; Fungi; Ascomycota; Eurotiomycetes; Eurotiales; Aspergillaceae
Exons: 2
Source: RefSeq, a predicted model, not a curated record